UUGGCAGAACUUCAAAAGAGAUAUAUAUCUUUUAUUGAAAAGCGUGAACAAGAAUCUUCUACUGAAUUUACAGUGGAUCUUUAUUAUGUGGAUUGUGUGAAACGUAUGUACGGAAUGUGUUGUAAGGAAUAUCAAAUUGUCCAGCAACGCGCAGAAUUAACUCGUGCAUGUGAAUUUGUUUGCCUUAUUCCCUAUACAUACUGGGUGAAGUGGGCCAAAUUAUAUUGCAGGGCCCAAUGGAUAUGGAAUCAACUCAAAAUGGAUGGCUGUGAUGAUGUUGCAGAUGAGCUCAAUGGUACAAUGGGAACG
Trypanosoma theileri is the source of this 309-nucleotide messenger RNA. RefSeq lists its product as uncharacterized. The record is from RefSeq and is a predicted model, not a curated record. The annotation marks the transcript as partial. Lineage: Eukaryota; Euglenozoa; Kinetoplastea; Trypanosomatida; Trypanosomatidae. The transcript has a single exon.